CCUCUUCUCGCUCUUGUCGCUCUGCUCGUCCUCGACCGACUCCCGCCCGCCCACAAACAGGGCGCCCGUCGUGUCCCUCCUCGUUGAUCUCGGCCUGCCUCGCCGGCCACAUCCUCUCCCUCCCAUACCACCUCCACCUCCCGUCGUCCUGCGCGAACGCAUCGCGCUCCCCCCGCCGCCAUGAACGACGAAGAGGCAAUCCAGAAUAUCUACAAGAAGAUCGAGCGGGAGAAGGCCCUCAUCAACGCCGCAAAUGCCAUGCGAGCCCAGACCAACAACGAGGCUGUCCGCUCCCGCCUCGACUCGCAGAUGCGCGAGGGACGCCGCAACCUCCAGUUCUUCGAGGAGAAGCUACGCGACAUCCAGAUGCGCCGCGUGAGCCAGGGCGUCGACGGCAUGUCGCUGGGUGGCUUCGAUGCUGGCGACGACUCGGCCCCCGCCCCGCCGCCCAAGGACGCCUCCGGCAAGUACGUGGCAGAUCGAGGCUCCCGAGGAUCUGGCUCCGGCCAGAUGGGUGACCUGCCGCUCCCGCGUUACCCGAAUACAGGCCCGGGUCCCAACUCUGGAGGCUCCAAGCCCCGGCCCAACUUCACCAAGCUAGACUUGGUCAAAUACGAUACACCUCAUCUCGGGCCCCGCAUUCAGCUCAUGCUUUCCCAGCUCAAGUUCAAGCUCGACGUUGAGUCGCAGUAUCUCAAGGGAAUCGAGAAGAUGGUUCAACUCUACGGCAUGGAAGGCGACCGGAAGAGCAAGGCCGAUGCCGCUGCUCGUAGGGUUGAGAGUAAGCAGAAGAUCGUGCUCUUGAAGCAGGCAUUGAAGAGAUACGAGGAACUGCAUAUCGACAUGGACACGGCCGAUGCCCAAGAUGAUGACUCCAUCAAUACCCCCAGUCUCAGAAAGCCCCUCAGCGGACAGCUGUCUAUUCGAGUCAUAUCUGUCAAGGAUGUUGAUCACGCUGCGACCGGGAGAUUCACUCGAGGCCCAGAGACGUUUGUUGCCGUGAAGGUCGAGGACACCGUCAUGGCGCGUACGAAGGCAUCUCGAACCGAUCGCUGGGAGGCCGAGUACCACAACAUCGAAGUCGACAAGGCCAACGAGAUCGAGUUGACCGUAUAUGACAAGCCCGCCGAACACCCCAUGCCCAUCGGACUGCUCUGGGUGAGAAUAUCCGACAUCGUCGAGGAGAUGCGUCGUAAGAGGAUCGAGGCCGAGAUGAGCAGUUCGGGCUGGGUCUCCGCCGACAGGAUGGGUACCUCUAACACUGGAGGACCUUCUCAAUUCCCCAUGAGCCCCUCUUCUGGAUCUUUUGGGCCAUCCCCUACGUCGCCUCUACCACAGACCCCAGACCAGGGCGGCGCCUAUGGAGCUCCUGGCCCCCAAGCCCCCCAGGUCAACGCGGGCCCCAUCGAUGGGUGGUUUAACCUCGAGCCUACUGGUCAGAUACAGCUUCAGAUGAGCUUCGUCAAGACAAACCAGGACCGACGCCAGGUCGAUUUGGGUCUCGGACGAAAGGGUGCUGUCCGCCAGCGCAAGGAGGAGGUUCACGAGAUGUACGGCCACAAGUUUGUGCAGCAUCAGUUCUACAACAUCAUGCGCUGUGCUCUCUGCGGAGACUUCCUCAAGUACUCGGCCGGAAUGCAGUGCGAGGACUGCAAGUACACUUGCCAUACCAAGUGCUAUUCCAGCGUGGUCACCAAGUGUAUCAGUAAGAGUAAUGCUGAAACUGAUCCGGACGAGGAGAAGAUCAACCAUCGUAUCCCUCACAGGUUCACGCCCUUUUCCAACGUCACGGCCAACUGGUGCUGCCACUGUGGUUACAUCCUGCCAUUUGGAAAGAAAAAUUGCAGAAAGUGCUCAGAAUGUGGUCUUACUGCUCACGCCCAAUGUGUGCAUCUGGUCCCAGACUUCUGUGGCAUGUCCAUGGCCGUGGCCAACCAGAUUCUGGACGGCAUCCGGACACAGAAGCAGAGACAGGCCAAGGUUACGUCCCUUUCCGAGAAGACUCUGCGGCCCGGCAAGACGAGCCCGACCAGCAGCGGCCACUCGCAUGCCCCUUCGUACUCGAGCACGAACCCAUCUACCUACGGCCAGCCCCCUGUUUCGCCAGAGGCGGCAGAGGCGGCCAAGGUUAUGUACAACCAGCCCUCGCAGCAGCAGAGACCGGCACACCCCGAUCGGGCAUCAUCAAGCUCGGCGGCUACAGCAGCAGCGACAGCUGCCAUGACCGGAAUGCCUCAGCCCCAGCGACAGCAGUCUGAUUUUGGACAGUACGGAGGAUACGACCAUCAGCAAGAAGAUCCGUAUGCUCAAGGUGGACAGUAUGGCUCCCCCCAGCAGCAGCAGCAGCAGCAGCAGCAGCAGCAGCGAAAGUACAACCCUGCGGACUACGCCAACGUCAACCCAAGUUACGGAGGACAACCCCAACCCCAGGCCCGACCUUCCCAACAGCCGGCUCAGUCGCCGCCGCCGCAGCAACAGCUUCCCUCUCUGCCGCCACAACAACCCCAGCAGCCCCAGCAACCCCAGCAGGCCCCGUAUCACCAACAGCCAGCGCCUUUGCCUAAGCCUCAAGCUGCUGAGCCUUUGGCCCCUACCUCGCCGGCUACUGGCCCUGGUGGCCGCAAGGCACUGCCCCUGGCUACCGAUCCCGGAACUGGUCAGCGCAUUGGUCUCGACCACUUCAACUUCCUGGCUGUGCUGGGUAAGGGUAACUUCGGAAAGGUCAUGUUGGCAGAGACCAAGCGGUCACGAAAGCUGUAUGCAAUCAAGGUUCUCAAGAAGGAGUUCAUCAUUGAGAACGACGAAGUGGAGAGCAUACGUUCAGAGAAGCGUGUGUUCUUGGUGGCUAACCGGGAGCGACAUCCUUUCUUGACCAAUCUCCACGCCUGUUUCCAGACCGAGACCCGAGUCUACUUUGUCAUGGAGUACAUUAGUGGUGGUGAUCUCAUGUUGCACAUUCAGCGAGGACAGUUCGGAACUAAGCGAGCUCAGUUCUACGCCGCCGAGGUCUGCUUGGCACUUAAGUACUUCCACGAGAACGGUGUUGUGUACCGUGAUCUCAAACUUGACAACAUCAUGUUGACGCUUGAUGGCCAUCUCAAGGUUGCUGAUUACGGUUUGUGCAAGGAGGAUAUGUGGUAUGCCUCGACGACGAGCACCUUCUGCGGUACUCCUGAGUUUAUGGCCCCCGAGAUCUUGCUCGAUAAGAAGUAUGGACGUGCUGUCGAUUGGUGGGCGUUUGGUGUCUUGAUUUACCAGAUGCUCCUCCAGCAGUCGCCGUUCCGAGGAGAGGAUGAGGACGAAAUUUACGACGCCAUUCUCGCCGAUGAGCCUCUGUACCCCAUCCACAUGCCCCGAGACUCUGUUUCUAUCCUCCAGAAGCUCCUCACUCGUGAGCCCGAUCAGCGACUGGGAAGUGGACCUACGGAUGCCCAGGAAGUGAUGAGCCAGCCAUUCUUCCGCAACAUUGUCUGGGACGACAUCUACCACAAGCGUGUGCAGCCUCCGUUCAUGCCGACUAUUAAGAGCGCGACGGAUACUAGCAACUUCGACUCCGAGUUCACUAGCGUGACUCCAGUUCUUACUCCAGUCCAGUCUGUCUUGUCACAGGCCAUGCAGGAGGAAUUCCGAGGCUUCUCAUACACUGCCGACUUUGAAUAAACGACUACGUUGCGCAUGAGAAUGAAUACGAUUUGCAUUUCUACGAGAAUACGACGGUGCCGCGGUGAGGGAUUGUCUUGCCUAUCGGAUACCCAGGAGCGAUGAUGGUUAGACGGCCGGACACCGUGGUUUU
Ilyonectria robusta is the source of this 3793-nucleotide messenger RNA. RefSeq lists its product as uncharacterized. Lineage: Eukaryota; Fungi; Ascomycota; Sordariomycetes; Hypocreales; Nectriaceae. The record is from RefSeq and is a predicted model, not a curated record. Gene Ontology annotation, molecular function: ATP binding; diacylglycerol-dependent serine/threonine kinase activity. The coding region runs from base 181 to 3660 and encodes 1159 amino acids. Gene Ontology annotation, biological process: protein phosphorylation; signal transduction; fungal-type cell wall biogenesis. The transcript is spliced from 7 exons.